AUUCGGUCAUCCUUUUUUUCUGAACAACUUUUCUUUGCAAGAAUUCUACGAAAGUUUUUUUAACAAUGUCUUUUUCUUAUACCCGAACCUUAUUGUCAGGAUCAGUAAUCUCGACUUUGGAGGGAGAUAAACUUAUUCUUCCACCUUUUGUUCUCGAAGAGAUAUUACGUGCGGCUAGCAAUAAUUCACAUAACGAUUUUUCGGAAGCACAACUUCCUUAUCCAAUUACUUUCCAAAUAUCUAAUCCAAGAACACAAUUAAUAACUCAUGGAGGUGUCUUGGAAUUUAAUGCAAGUGAUGAUAAGGUCUAUUUACCAGAAUGGAUGUAUAAUUCACUCUCACUCGACGAAGGUGCGGAAGUGACAAUCCGAUUAAAAGAGCUACCAAAAGGAACAUGGGUAAAAUUUCGCCCGAUGAAUUCUGAAUAUAAAAAAAUAAAAGAUUAUAGAGCUGCUUUUGAGGGAUAUCUACGUUCACAUUAUGCUACUUUGACUACAGGAGAAAUUCUUACAAUAAAGCAAGCAAAUUCCUCUUAUCAGUUUGUGGUAGACUCAUUAAAACCUGCUAAUGCUGUACAAGUUGUGGAUACAGAUUUAGAGGUUGAAAUAUCACCGCUUGCUGGAGAAGAAGCUUCUCUAAGUAUUGAUGAAGACAUUCAUGUUGGACAAACUGUACAAGGUAUCAUUCAAAAGAAUGAUUAUGCUUACUUCAAUUUGACGAAUAUUGACAAAUCGCAUGGAUUAAAUAUCGUGCUAAACAUUAAGGGAGGAGAUGCAGCAGAUCUCCUUGUGUCCAACGUUCAGUAUCCCAAAGAUGAUGACCACAUUUGGUCAAAUUUCUCAUCUGAGCCUAAAAAAUCCAUAUUUAUCGCGCCCACAAAUUAUGAAUAUGCUACUAAAGAUGAUAUCCAUAUUGGGGUACAUGGGUAUAGUGAUUUAAAUUCUUACGAGUUAACGGUAACCUAUUCUGACCAACAAUUAACUAAGCCGGAGCCCUCGUUGGAAACCGUUAACGAUGCGAAUGAAAAUGCUCCUGGAUAUGCUCAAUGUAGUAAUUGUGGAAAUUGGAUUCCAGAAAGAACAAUCGUUUUGCAUUCAAAUUUCUGUGAAAGAAAUAACAUAAAGUGUAAUUUAUGUGGGAAAAUAAUGAAAAAAGGAGAAGAUAAAAGUCAUUGGCAUUGUUCUAAAUGUGAUAAGAUUGGUGAUAUUUCAGAGCAAGCAAAACACGAAGUUAUCUUUCAUACAGAACGUAAAUGUUCUUGUGGAUUUGUAACAGAAUCAUUACCGGAUUUAGCGUUACAUAGACGAACAACAUGCCCGGAUAAACUUGUAAUAUGUAGAUUUUGUUCCAAUUUAGUUAAACAAGGAGAACUCUCAACCAAUCAAAAUGAUAUGUUGGAAGGUUUAGCUUCCCAUGAAUCAUAUUGUGGAGGUAGAACCAUCACAUGCGUAAAAUGUAAAAAGGCUGUUAUAUUAAAAAACGUUGCAGCCCAUAUGAAAAUGCACGAAGUCGAAAAACAAAAUCAAAGAUUGCCACCACUUUGUAGAAAUGCUAAUUGUGCGAGAAAUGCGGCAGUCAAUUCAUUAAGAUUAUGUACAGUUUGUUUUGGGCCUUUCUGGUCACCGACAGCAGAUCCAACAAAAAAGAUGUUAUUUACAAGAGUGGCAAGAAAAUACCAUCAACAGUUAACUGUUGGAUGCAAAAAUUCUUGGUGCAAAAAUGAGUUUUGUGCUACAGGUAAUUUACAGCCAAAAGAUGCUACAACAGCAGCAACCACAUUAAUUCCACUUUUGCAACAAGUUCAAUCAUCCAAUUCAGCACCUAUGUAUCUUUGUGUGGAUGAAAAUACAAUGAAAAAGCGUUUACUUGCAAAUCUUUUAUAUAAGGGAGAUAUUGAGGGAGAAUUUUCUAUUGAAUUUUGUAUUAAAGCAAUAGAAGUUGAAAAUGGAGAUUUAGUUAAAGCAAGGGAAUGGUUAAUAUCUAAUGCACCUAAUAACUUUUUAAGAAAUUAAUAAUUUUAUAAUGUUUUUGCUAAAAUAUUUUAUAGUACUUUUUGAAAAAU
This is a messenger RNA of Rhizophagus irregularis DAOM 181602=DAOM 197198, 2062 nucleotides long. The record is from RefSeq and is a predicted model, not a curated record. Lineage: Eukaryota; Fungi; Glomeromycota; Glomeromycetes; Glomerales; Glomeraceae.